AUGGAAACCGAAAGGCGAUCGGAUCUGUACGAAGAAUGGAAAAGACGGGUAAACAAAACUCGUCAAUAACUUUACGCCAAGUGUUGCAAUUCGUUUUGAAGUCGAGACGAUGUCCGGAUAAUUAAUUUAUUGUCUAUUUUCGACAUGCGGUUCAAACACCGUAUUGCACGUUGGAAAUUAAAAAUGUAUUUAUUGUCGGUAAACGACUAACAAUGAUUUUUAAAUAUUUGUUUUUUUGAUGACUCACUCGCCGAUUCGUUGAACGAUGUUAAUCCAUUAAAGAUUGACAGGUCUCAGAUUAGCAGAAUGUCUCAAUUACCUUAAGUUACGAAACAACGAAAAUGUUUCUAUAGUUGAGAUGUAAAAAUAAAAAGAAAAAAAAAAUCUUUUUAUUGACACUUAAUGUCAAAGGUCAUAAAAUUAAUCUGGUCAAUUUCCUGUGUAUGUGAAUAAAUAAAUAGCAACUUGAUAUGGUGAUGAUGUCCUAGGCUUUUCUCGGCCCACUUCCUCAGGGAUUUCUCAGAUUGGAAGAUCGGAAUGCUCAGCAACAACAGGAGGCAGCGGACCAACAAGCAGCACUAGCACUUCACCAGUUACAAAUGCAAAACAUGCCAGCGAUGCAAGAACCUCAUGUUGGCAGACUCAGUAUUACCAUUGUUCAGGCUAAGCUUGUGAAAAAUUAUGGGAUGACUAGAAUGGAUCCUUAUGUGAGACUGAGAGUAGGCCACGCAGUGUAUGAAACACACACUUGCUCAAACGGAGCAAAAAAUCCACAUUGGAACAAAGUUAUUCAAUGGUGUGUAAUUUUUGUAACCCUUGCCAUCAAUCACUACUUGCCACCAGGAGUGUCGCAAAUAUAUGUAGAAAUUUAUGAUGAAUGUUCGUUUGUCAUGGAUGAAUUAAUCGCUUGGGGUCAUAUAGAUAUUCCAUCACAGGUCCUGCAGAAAGGAGAAACACACGAAGAUUGGUACAUGCUUAGCGGAAAGCAAGGAGACAAUCAAGAGGGAAUGAUAAAUUUAGUUUUCAGUUACACGACUAAGUGCCAUUCGUAUAUGAAUACACCAAUUAUGAUGGUUCCUUCUUCGACAAUUUUUGGACAAUGUAUGACGCAAUAUGCACCAGUAAAUGUUUAUACAGCACCACCUACAGCUUCAGUACCACCUGUUCCCAGUUCUAUGCCAAAUGCUGAAGUUGAAUUAAAGCAGAUUUCAGAGAUGUUCCCAAAUGUGGACAAAGAGGUAAUUAAAUCAGUUUAUGAUGCAAAUAAUGGAAAGAAAGAUGUAACUAUAAACUCAUUACUCCAAAUGUGUGAAUAA
Molecule: messenger RNA, 1316 nt
Organism: Heterotrigona itama
Lineage: Eukaryota; Metazoa; Arthropoda; Insecta; Hymenoptera; Apidae
Source: the annotation of a GenBank genome assembly